Canariomyces notabilis is the source of this 1166-nucleotide messenger RNA. RefSeq lists its product as uncharacterized. Lineage: Eukaryota; Fungi; Ascomycota; Sordariomycetes; Sordariales; Chaetomiaceae. Gene Ontology annotation, cellular component: mitochondrion. The record is from RefSeq and is a predicted model, not a curated record. Bases 348 to 1049 code for a protein of 233 amino acids. The transcript is spliced from 2 exons.
CGAGAAGGAAGGCGUGCGAGCCGCAGUGGCAGCCUUCCCGGAGACCCACAGGUCUCCCGAGCUGGAGCCUGGAGGCCUAAGUUGAUUGGUGAAACUGUGGAUGUCGCCCCACUCGCUGGCAGACGUGGGGCGCCGGGAUCUCUUUUGGGUCCGUGCUUAGGGAUUUCAUGGUCGCUCAAGAAAAGUUUCCGCUCAGCGACGGCUUCAAGCGCGUGCCAUAUCUGAAGACCGUCAAGACGUUGCGAGCCGUCGUUCCUGGCAUGACUCUCGGCCGCAAACAUUUUCAAGUGGCACCUCAUCGAUAGGUAAGCCAGUUUGAACCGGCGCUUACCCCUUUCGCAGCGCGGAUGAAAUCCCUACGGUUACAAUCUGCUUUGGGGCUCUUGUUCCGACCCUGCACAAUUCCCUCGGUCACCGCACCGGGGCUUUGGGCCCAGGCGAGAUGGACGCAUAAGAGCGCCGAGCCUCCCACCGUCCCGACGCCAACUCCAUUCGUUCCCGACGUCGACACAUUCCUCACCCUGAUCGGCCGGGGCUUGAAACAACACGCAUCCAAAUUUCCCAGCUGGGACGCGCUCUUCACCCUCACUUCCGAUCAACUCAGAGAGCUCGGCUUAGAGCCUCCGAGGGCAAGACGAUAUUUGCUAAGGUGGAGGCAGCGGUUCCGGGAAGGCAAAUACGGCAUUGGAGGCGAUGUGAAACACGUCGAGAAUGGCACGGCAAUUUUGAAGGUUCGCGAAAUCGACUUGAACCCUUUCACUCGCAUAAGGCACGUCGUCAACGUACCCGCCGGCAAGAGGGUCGACGACGUGCCGGACUCGGAACUGGUCAGGGUGCGUGGCUACUCGGUCAAAGGGUCUCGCACUAUCGUCGGUCCGCACAUUCAAACUAUCAAGGGCGGCGGGGUCCGCCUGAGUGUGAAGGAGGGUCUCUGGGAGGACAAGAGAGGACACAAGGUCGACGGAGGUGAAAGGAGACGGGCCGAGGUCCGCUUCAAGAGACGGGUAGCGGAGCGCAAGGCGCAACGCGAGGCCCAAGGCCUCUACUAGAGACAAAUAUGGGCUCGGCUGGCAGGUGUAUCAUGAGCAGCUGCAUGUUCAGUUGGCUGCGCUUGGUGAACAAUGCAUGUAGAUUUGUAUAUUAGUAGAGUUCACCACCCUAAAUGC